Messenger RNA from Drosophila novamexicana, 3002 nucleotides. It is a transcript of the gene pink, whose product is annotated as Hermansky-Pudlak syndrome 5 protein homolog. Bases 17 to 2566 code for a protein of 849 amino acids. The transcript is spliced from 3 exons. Lineage: Eukaryota; Metazoa; Arthropoda; Insecta; Diptera; Drosophilidae. The record is from RefSeq and is a predicted model, not a curated record. Gene Ontology annotation, biological process: developmental pigmentation. Gene Ontology annotation, molecular function: protein binding. Gene Ontology annotation, cellular component: cytoplasm.
AACAACAAGCAGCAAAAUGACCGACGCCUACUGUCUGUCCAAUUUUAUUGAUUUUUCACAGCAUUUGUCACAGCCGCUGAGGCACAGCAAUCGGAUCAAGUAUACCUGCUUUGAUAUCUCUGACAACUACAUUAUCUUUGGUGCCACCUCGGGUUCGCUGUACUUUUUCAAUCGUGGCGGCAAGUUUAUGCACCUGAUCCCAAACAAACAUGGCCCCGUCACACACCUGAGCAUCUCGGCCAACAACAAGUAUGUGGCCUUUGCCACCCAACGCUCGCUCAUCUGUGUGUAUGCGGUGAAUCUCUCUGCCCAGGCCGCGCCCCAGGUGAUUGUUACGCAUCUGAGCACCGAUCAGUCGGUGCAGGUGAGCUGUAUCCACUGGACGCCGGAUGAGAAGCAAUUCUACUAUGGCGAUACGCGUGGCCAGGUAAACCUGGUGCUGCUCUCGUCCUUUAUAGGGCACAGUCUGCUGUUUAACAUGACCGUGCAUCCGCUUCUGUAUUUGGAUGCGCCUGUCGUGCAGAUCGAUGACUUUGAAUCUCUGCUCCUGGUAUCCAACAGCACCAAGUGUAUUCUAUGCAACACCGAGUACGAGGAAUACAAGCAGAUCGGUAACCGUCCACGUGAUGGCGCGUUCGGCGCCUGCUUCUUUAUAUCGCCCCACGAAUCGCUGCAGCCGUCGCGCAUUUACUGUGCCCGUCCGGGUACACGGAUCUGGGAGGUUGAUUUCGAGGGUGAGGUGGUACAAACACACCAGUUUAAGAGCGCACUGGCCACCGCACCCGCCAAGAUACUCAGGCCUAGCGAGAGCGAGGCAUUCGAUGAGGAAGAUGCCGAUGCACUGGAGGCCAACGAUGAGCUGCUAAACUAUCAGCCGCAGCAGCUGCAGUUCGCCAAACUACAACGUCUGGGCCAGAACUUUCUGCUGGCCUACACCGAACUGGGCCUGUACAUAUUCGAUGUGCGCCACUCAACGGUGGUGCUCUGGUGCAAUCAGUUCGAGCGCAUUGUGGACUGCCGCGUUGCCGGCGCCGACAUCUUUGUCUUCACGCAAACAGGCUCUCUGUACAGCGUGCAGCUGCAGACGCUGGAGGCGCACGCUAUCUCGCUAAUGCAGCUGUCAAAGCUGCCGCAAUGCGCCCGGCUGUUGCGCCAGCACGUCAAAUACUUUGCCGACAAGGCGCGCGAACAUGACGAGCUGAAGCAGCUUAACCAGCUAAAGCAGCUGUUGAUUGAACGGCAGCAGUACGAGCUUCUUAACGAUAUAUCCGUGAUCUUUGAUGCCAUUGCCCAGUGCACGGGCAGCGCACUGGACACACAAAGCUCCGGCGGCAGCUCGGCGACAACAGAGCGCAGCGCUAGCUUGAGUACGGUGGGAAUUGGAGGAGGAGGAGGAAUUGGAGGAAUUGGCGCCGGCAGCACGGCUCCGACCAAAGGCGUCUAUGUGCUGGAGAAUGCCUUUUGCGAUAAUCUGAAGCAGCCACCCAAGUCGGGACACUUCAAGGAUGCAUUGCUCACAGUCACCGGCAAAUUUGGCAAGAACAUCAUCAAGUACAAGUUCAACAUAUUCGCCGAGGAACAGCAGCAGCAGCUGGUGCGCGAGCUAAUACCCGCUAGUGAGCGUUCCCAACCCUUUAAGGAUAUCAAAGCACGCUACGAGACGCCGGACGAGGAUGAGGAAAUUGUCUGCCGCAGCCGGAAGCGUGCCACUGUCGCCACGACCCCCACGCCGCACAUCAGUCCGGAGGAGAAGACCAUCUACAACCUGUACUUGAUACACAAGGGCGCCAAGUUCAGUCGCACCCACUGCGUGGAGCGCUAUCGUGCUGUCUUCGAUCAGUAUGCGGCUAGCGAGCUGAUGCAGCUGCUGGCCAGACUUGGGCAGGUUAUGCUGGAGCAUGGCGACAGCCAGGAGCAGGCGCAACGCAACUGCUACGAGAUGUAUUUCAACUAUCUGAAUCCGGAGUUAAUCUGGGAAAUGGAUGAUGCCACACGCGAUUAUAUAGCCAGCGGCUUGGCCCUGCUUAAUUCCGGCAUGGAAAUUGUCCGCUGCAGCCAUUGCAAUUUCCCGCUCCGCUUCCAAAAUGCAUGCCAAUACCACGAGCUGGGCGCGGUUUUGCUGCGUUACUUUUGGUCACGGCACGAGCAGCUCAAGUGCUUCGAUGUGCUGCAAUCGGUGCCGGCGCUGCUCGAUGUGCUGGCCAAAUUCUAUUUGGCCGAGCACAAUCUGGACAAAGUGCUGCCCAUUGUCUUCAACUAUGGCGCCGUCGAACUGCUGCAGGAUGUGGGCAGGCAGCUCAAUGGCGCCGCCUGGGCGCGCUGCUUUGAGCAGUUUGUGGAGCUGCAACGGGGACGUUUGGUCUGCGUCAACUGUGAGUGCGUCAGCACCGUGGAGCUGGAGCAGCUGUCGCGGCACUAUUUCUACACAUGGAACUGUUUUCUUAACAUUGCGCUGGAUCAUCUAACGGCCAGCGAGACGCUGGCACUGAUCUUUAAGUGGAGCUCGUAUAUACCCAGCGAUGCGAUCGAUCGUGAAUUCUAUAAACGUUGCCUGCUCAAGGGCUGAAUGUUAGUGUUGCCCAUUAAGCUAUUUUCUAGCUAAAUUGAGCUAUUUACGAGUUCGUUAGUCAGAAAACGUUGAAAAAUUUUACUUAUUUAGCUUUUUCACAUCUGGCAACCCUGUUAUUUGCCAAUUCUAGUUUGAAAAAACGAAUUCAGCUUUACUUUUGGCUAUUUCUCACAUUGACCUACGGCUACUUUGUGAAGCUGCAGAUGGCAACAUUAGUUAUGUUAUAUAUACACACAUAUAUAUAUAUUUAAAGGUAUAUAAAGAUAUUUAUUGUUGGAAAGCAGGCAACUUGCAACAUUCCCAGCACAUGCUCCUAAUUAUAAACUUUAGCUAAAGCUAUAGCCAAAAUACCAAAAGCAUUUAUUCUAUAUAAACGUAUAUUAAAACAAGAUAUAUUUACAUGUAUGUAUGUCUACCAGCUGUAUGUGUUUGU